AUGACUAUGGGCCUCCAGCGGCAGGACGGGGACAGCAACCAUCAGGGGAGCAGCGGCGGUCGCACCAGCCUGAUAAUCGCAUUGGUGCUUGUCAUUGGCGUGAUGGUCGCCGAGAUCAUCGUGGGUGCUGUUUCCGGCAGUCUGGCGUUGCUGGCCGAUGCCGGGCAUAUGCUGGCUGGCGGCGCGGCGAUAUCCAUCGCACUAUUCGCAUCCUGGGCCGAAAGCCGGCCCGCCUCUGUCGAGCGCACCUUUGGCUAUCACCGCUCCGAGGUGGCCGGCUCAAUGCUGAGCGCCCUGGCCCUCUGGCUGGUGGCUGCGUGGGUGCUUUUCGAGGGCAUCGGGCGCUAUACCAACAGAGCCGAACUGGAAAUUGAUGCAGGGCCCAUGCUGGUCCUCGGCGCCAUCGGUCUGGGAGUAAACGUAGUCGCAUCGGUGGUUCUCCGCAUCGGGGCCCGGCACAACGAAAGGGCGGGUGAGGCCUUUCGUCACAUGGUCUCCGAUUUCAUUGCAUCGGUUGGUGUGGUGGCCGCUGCCGUGCUGGUGCUGGUCAACGACUGGCCGGCUGCGGAUCCGAUUGUCUCCAUUGGAAUCGCAGCGCUUAUUGCGGCCAGCUCCUGGCGGCUGCUCCUCAAGGUGUUCUACGCCAUCAUGGAAGGAACGCCGGAGCACCUCGACCUCUACAGUCUGUGCUCUGACAUCGAGGACGUUCCGGGAGUGACGCUUAUUCACGAUGUUCACGCUUGGAGCAUUUCGGAGAAUUAUCAUGCGCUGACCGCCCAUGUAGUCCUUGAAUCCGGCUAUGCGGGCAAAUCCGAUGACUUGCUGAGUCGGAUGCGGGAGAUAGUUUACGAUAAACACCGUGUCAGUCACUUAACGCUGCAAUUCGAGGAAUCGGCAACCAGGUGCCUUGAAAACCAUCAUCUGGGCCACCUGGAGGCCCGGUCCCGGUUUAAUGCGCACGAAGAGCACGACCACGGCGGGCAUGACGACCAUAAUGAUCACUCGGGACACGAUCACCACGGGCAUGCUCACGACCACGCCGCAGAAUUUCGUGAGGCGAGACGGCGCAGCCUGAUUAUUGCUCUUACCCUGAUCGGCGGCUUCAUGGUCGUCGAGGUGCUUGGAGGUAUAUUCUCCGGCAGCCUUGCCUUGCUGGCUGACGCUGGACACAUGCUCACAGACGCUGCGUCGAUCGCGCUGGCGCUGGUGGCGGUGUGGAUUGCAGGUCGGCCCGAGUCCAUUGAGUGGACCUUCGGUUACCAGCGAACGGAGGUGCUGGCUGCUGCGUUCAACGCCCUGAGCCUCUGGGUGAUCGCCGGGUGGAUCGUAUGGGAGGCUGCCGAGCGCUUUGUAAACCACCAUGAAAUCCAUAUUGACGGCGGCCUGAUGCUGAUCGUGGGCGGUAUUGGAUUGGCCGUAAACAUAGCCGCUGCUUUCGUGCUUCACGCGGGGUCAAAGCACAGCCUCAACGUGGACGGAGCCUUCAAGCAUGUAAUGGCUGACCUGAUGGGUUCGGUGGGAGUGGUAAUUUCAGGGGUCAUAGUCAUCCUCACGGACUGGGUGCUGAUCGACCCGAUACUCUCCAUAGGCAUCGCGGUUCUGAUCGUAUUGAGUUCUUGGCGCCUGGUGCUCAAGUCGGUCAACGUGCUGCUGGGAGGAGUGCCAGAGCACAUAGACCUGUACGCUCUCUGUGCCGAAAUCGAGGACGUGCCGGGGGUGACCCUGAUUCACGAAGUCCACGUGUUCACCGUUACUUCCAACUUCGACCUGAUGACUGCUCACAUCCUCGUGGACCCGGACUUCGAGGGAUACGAAGACGAGAUGCAACGCCAACUGCGACGGAUAGCCUCGGAUAGUUACGGCCUGCAACACGUGACCUUCCAGUUGUGCCAUACGGCUGACGAAUGCGCCGAAAAUCACCACGUGGGCCAUCUGGAAGCGCUCGCUAGAUCGGGUACUUGA
Molecule: messenger RNA, 1962 nt
Organism: Geodia barretti
Lineage: Eukaryota; Metazoa; Porifera; Demospongiae; Tetractinellida; Geodiidae
Source: the annotation of a GenBank genome assembly